AUGUACCCAAUCCCGCUCCCAAGUUUUGCACAAAAUUUCCAAACCUAUAUCAAAGAUUACAAGCAAAUAUUCGACAGUAGUGAGCCUGAAAAAGCUCAUCUACCUCAAGAAUGGACUAAUCGUUUGGAUGACUUUCAAAAAAUCAUGUUCCUCAAAUGUAUUCGUCCUGACAAAGUGACAAAUGCAAUGCAAGAUUUCGUGUCUCAUAAUCUCGGUCAAAAAUUCAUUGAGCCACAAACGGCGGAUUUACAUCUUGUCUUUCGUGAUUCGUCAGCCACAACUCCUUUGAUCUUUGUCUUAUCUGUCGGCACAGAUCCAGCUGCUGAUCUGUACAAGUUUGCUGAAGAAAUGAAAUUCGCUAAACGUCUCAACACCAUUUCACUUGGUCAAGGGCAGGGCCCAAGAGCUGAAGCAAUGAUGCGUGCAGCUAUGGAAAAAGGACAAUGGGUGUUUUUUCAAAAUUGUCACUUGUCGCCAUCAUGGAUGCCAACUUUAGAACGAUUAGUCGAACAAGUCGAUCCAGACCAUGUGCACAAAGAUUUCCGAUUAUGGUUAACAAGUAUGCCGAGUCCUCAAUUUCCUGUGAUGAUCUUACAAAAUGGAAGUAAGAUGACAGUUGAACCACCUCGCGGUAUCAAAGCAAAUCUUCUGCGAUCAUAUGUCACGCUUAACGACGAUUUUCUCACAUCAUGCACUGGAAAGGUUGAUGAAUUCAAACAUCUACUUCUAUCGCUCUGUCUGUUCCACGCUGUUCUACUUGAACGACGAAAGUUCGGUCCACUCGGGUUUAAUAUUCCGUAUGAAUUCACCGAUGGUGAUCUACGUAUAUGUAUGAGUCAAUUACGAAUGUUUUUGAUGGAAUAUACAGAAAUUGCUUACAAAGUCUUAAAAUAUACAGCUGGUGAAAUCAACUAUGGUGGUCGUGUUACGGAUGAUUGGGAUCGACGUUGUGUCAUGAAUGUUCUCGAUGAUUUCUAUGCUCCAAAGGUACUCGAUUCGAAUUAUUGUUACGAUGAAUCACAGAUCUACCAUCAAUUGCCACCCACUUCUGAGCAUCCAGCAUAUCUUGCAUAUGUUCGCAGUUUACCCAUUAACGAUACACCAGAAAUCUUUGGCUUACAUGAUAAUGCGAAUAUUACUUUUGCACAAAAUGAAACGUAUCGUACAUUGAAUGAUUUACUUGAAUUACAACCGAAAACAGCGGCGGCGGGUGAAAAUCGUGAUGUUGUAAUCGAAAAAUUAGCUAAAGAUGUUCUUUCGCGUGUACCAAAGCCGAUACCAUUAGCACCAGUAAUGGAGAAAUAUCCGGUCUUGUACGAACAGUCAAUGAAUACUGUGUUAACCCAAGAAAUUAUUCGAUACAACAAAUUGUUGAAUGUUAUUCACACAUCUUUGCAAGAACUGCUCAAAGCUAUGAAAGGUUUAGUGGUACUUUCUCAAGCAUUGGAAGAAAUGUCGAAAAGUUUAUUCAACAAUUCAGUACCGGUCAUGUGGAGCAAAGCAGCUUAUCCAAGUUUGAAACCUUUGGCAUCAUGGGUCACUGAUUUGAUUCAACGUGUGGAAUUCGUUCAGACAUGGGUUGAUAAUGGCAUUCCGCCAAUAUUUUGGAUUAGUGGAUUCUUCUUUCCACAGGCGUUUCUUACCGGUACACUUCAAAAUUAUGCUCGAAAAUUCGUCGUUUCAAUUGAUACUGUCAGUUUCGGUUUUCAAGUAAUGAAACAAGCGGUAAAAGAUAUCACCCACGCACCGACAGAUGGUUGUUAUAUCCGAGGUCUGUACGUCGAAGGUGCCCGAUGGGAUCAAGCAGCACACGUUCUCGGAGAAUCCCGACCGAAGGAAUUGUUCACUGAGAUGCCAGUGAUAUGGUUACAACCAGAACAAAAUCGACAAGUUCCAACGUCGGGUAUUUACAUGUGCCCUGUGUAUAAAACAUUGACACGUGCUGGUACAUUAUCAACAACAGGACAUUCGACUAAUUUCGUGUUUACAAUCGAAGUACCUUCAUCGAAACCACAAAAGUACUGGAUUAAACGCGGUGUUGCGCUCAUAUGCGCUUUGAAUUAUUGA
Molecule: messenger RNA, 2067 nt
Organism: Adineta ricciae
Lineage: Eukaryota; Metazoa; Rotifera; Eurotatoria; Adinetida; Adinetidae
Source: the annotation of a GenBank genome assembly